Molecule: messenger RNA, 828 nt
Organism: Salmo salar (Atlantic salmon)
Lineage: Eukaryota; Metazoa; Chordata; Actinopteri; Salmoniformes; Salmonidae
Product: guanine nucleotide-binding protein G(I)/G(S)/G(O) subunit gamma-T2
Biological process (GO): G protein-coupled receptor signaling pathway
Cellular component (GO): heterotrimeric G-protein complex
Molecular function (GO): G-protein beta-subunit binding
Source: RefSeq, a predicted model, not a curated record
CAAGAGUCUCCUCCAAAUCUGUCAUCGUGCCAUCUGGAGAACGCCCUGAAGAGGAGAGUUGAGGAACAGGAGGGAGACAACCCGAUCACAGUGUUCCCAUAGAGGGCGAGAACCUACACUUUCCCUGCAUCGACUGUCCCCACAACCAAUAGGGAAAGAUGGCUCGGGAUAUGUCAGACAUUGACAUCCUUAAGAUGGAGCUGGAACAGCUGAAGAAAGAAGUCUCGACACCCAGGGAGCCUGUGUCCAAGACAUCCAAGGACACCAUGGACUGGUGUGAGGCUGCGUCUGGUACCGACCUCCUGAUUACAGGCGUACCAGAUGAUAAGAACCCCUACAAGCCUGAGAAGGGAGGCUGUAUAAUCACCUAGCCAGCCCGGGGACAAACAGCCCCAGGCGGGACACAGGGAAAAACAUUAGAUUUUUUUCUCUCCAGUUUCAGCCUUUUCAGCACUGUAAAGAGUGAUACAUAGCUGCAAUAAGUUUGCCAUGUGUUCCUAUGUGAGUACAACAUGAGAGACGUCCACUAGGUUAGCCAGUUUAGGACAACACAACAUGCCACACUGACUAGGCUACACAAGGUCGCCUGAGGUCACUGGGAGCUGAGGAGGAGGAGAUUUAUCCAGGGACAAUUCAGGGGAUUAGAGGGAUCACUUGGUUACGAUGGUGUCCUUCCUUUCUCCUUGAUGACCUAUGACCCUACCCUCCUCACCUGUCAGUUAUCUCUGGCGGUUCUAGAGCUACCAAACAGGCUCUGGAAUGUUCCAAUUGCACCCACCGCUGACUGGCCUUUGUUUUGCUUGUAAAUAAACUGUAUCUAGCACAGCA